AGCGUUCCUUUCUGAUCUCGGCGUUUAUACAGGUCUGACAUUUUCCUGUCACGCAUUGCACUGCAACCCGGACUGAAAUCUGAAAAUGAAUAUGCCACUAAAUUUGCUUUUGAUAUUCUGCUUGGUAGCUUCAACGACUGCACAAGAUGCUUUUGAGGGGUCCGGCACCGCCACUACGCCAGAAGGUCCUGAGGGGUCAGGGACUGAUACCACGGACCCACCUGGUACCACAGACAUUCCUGCCACUGUUCCACAAGGUCCAUGUGCUUCAAGUCCUUGUAUUGGAGAGAGUACCUGUGAAGAACGGUUUGAUGGCACAUUUGUUUGCAUAUGCCGAGCUGGGCUGGUUUACGAUCAAAUGAGCGGCUGUGUUCAAACCAAGGUCUUCCCUGGUACUUUAAGAUUAUCUGAUACGUUUGAGCAAGAAAUGGCUUAUACAAAUUCUAAGGAUUUUCUAACUGUUUCUAACAGAAUACAGAAUGAGCUCAGUGGAGUUCUUAAUGGUAAUGGCUACAUACGUUCCAUCGUUUUGAGUCUACGUCAAGGCAGUGUAAUUGCAGACGUGCAGAAUUUCUAUGCCUUGACAUCCACUAUCACAAAAGACAAGGUUCGAUCUCAGAUUUUGGAAGCAGUUCUUGAAAAUAAAAUAACGGGUGCCACUGAAUUCAGAGACAGCUCAGUGUGUGAGCUUGGAACUUGCGACAGUCACACCACAGAAUGUAAUGAACAGGUUAGCGGUGUUGCAAUGUGCACUUGCAAAGAAGGAUAUAUCAGGUCACAGUCCACAUCUCAGGCCUGCCUUGCUUGUCCAAAUGGAGAAAAAGCAGUGAAUUCAGAAAUCUGUGCAAAGUGUGGAUUUGGCUUUGCUGGGUUCAACUGCAGUGAUCCAUAUCUUUUGGUUGUGACUGUGGUGUCCACUGUGUUGGGUGCAUUACUGAUCAUCUUUAUUGUGGCCUUUGCUAUAAGCUUAAGCUCUAAGAAUAAAAAGGGAAGCUCCUCAUCUGAGGUAGACUUUAGCUCAACCUAUGGAACUAAGCCAGUACAUAAACCUAAUGGAGUUCUCAGGAUUCCUCGAGCCAACCCUGAUGCCAGCUGGAACUCUAACAAUCUAGAGAUGACCGACAGUGGAAGCAAUCAGGCACUGGUUAUUAAAGAUCGCCCAGGAAGCAAAGCACGUUACAGUGAGUAUAAUGAGGACAUGAGCUCGAAGGGUCAAGUUCCAGCAUACUCUGGUUAUGGUGGAAGAAGAGUGGAAAAUGGUAUCAACAACCCAUAUUUUCGACAAGAUGACAACAGAAUGCCCAGAUAUUAGCUUCACUUAACCAGGACAAUUGGAUGCAGAUGAUUUUUAUUCAUCUUUAUGUGUAAUGAUUUUUUAUUUCUUUGUUGGCCAAAAUUUUUACAAAACACAGCUGUUGCCUUUUUAUGUACAUCUUACUAUAGAACAGAACUCAAAUUGACUCUAUAUUUCCGUUCUGUGGCAUUAGCAACUAAUGAAAUUCAGCUCAUGGGCUUUCUCCUUGAUCUAAGUCUUUCCUGAACCGUUGAAUGGAAGCUGCUUUGCAUGGGACUCCUAUUCUACAUUUAUAUCUUAUAACCUUAAAAUCUUUUAUUUCAACAAAACAUUUUUUAUGACAUAUUUUUGGGUUUUGUUUGGUUCUAGUAUUGUAAAUGGUUGGGCUGGUACUCUGGUAUACACAAUAUAAAUAAAUCUUUUAUCAUUUAUUUUGAGAUACUUAAGCAUUAACAUAACUUAUUCAGGGAGAGAAAUGAUGAUUAACUGUUUCAACUGUGACUAUGAGAUUUGAUGUAUAAUGUCAUAACUACGGCAAAUGUACGAAUUAUCUUUUUAAGAUAUUAAAAGCAGUAUUUUUUUUAAAUAGCCAAUAAACAUUUAAUUUUUCAUUUUCAAA
This is a messenger RNA of Puntigrus tetrazona (Sumatra barb), 1913 nucleotides long. It is a transcript of the gene muc13b, whose product is annotated as mucin 13b, cell surface associated. Bases 86 to 1312 code for a protein of 408 amino acids. NCBI's taxonomy places the organism in Eukaryota, Metazoa, Chordata, Actinopteri, Cypriniformes, Cyprinidae. Gene Ontology annotation, biological process: cell-cell junction assembly. The record is from RefSeq and is a predicted model, not a curated record. The transcript is spliced from 13 exons.